UCUCGAAUGACUCAUCGUUCCUCCAGGGGGCGCUUUACAGCCCGCGGAGCAGGUUUGUUUGUAUCCGGACGCUGUUUUUGUAGAUAAAACAUGCAGACGGUGGAUGUAUCGCUGUAGUAGUCUAGAAACCAUAGAGCAUGUAAUCACACAUUGUCCUAAUUACCACCAAGAUAGACAAAGGUCAGUAUAAAAGCAUAAGGAGAACAAAAUUAGACUGGAUUUAAAGGAUAUAUUACAAAUAAAUUUAGGCGGAAUGUGUUUUAACAGUUUAUUGUGUUUUAUAUUACAGUCUUAGUUUAGAGAGUUUAAAUGAAGAUAAGACGGUUAGUCAGCUGGACCAACCCUGUUUGGGGUCAGAAGGUGGCGCUAAUGCGCUAAACGUUGCCAACUGCCAAAAAAGGAGCGGAAGAAGACGCCGCAGCAGCCCGCGGAGCAGGUGUGUGGUGUGUCCCAGACGGGGACCCGUAGCCGGUCGUGUCGCUGCCGGAACACGUUGUUUGUCGGUCUGUUUGUGGGCUGGAGCGGCUCUGUAGGCGCUGAAUGGCGGGACUGGAGCUGCUGUCCGAUCAGGGCUACCGGCUGGACGGGCGGAGAGCGGCGGAGCUCCGUAAGGUCCAGGCCCGGAUGGGGGUCUUCGCUCAGGCGGACGGCUCGGCCUACAUCGAGCAGGGCAACACCAGAGCUCUGGCUGUGGUGUACGGACCGCACGAGGUUCGAGGGUCCCGCAGUAAAACCUUACACGACCGUGCAGUCAUCAACUGUCAGUACAGCAUGGCCACGUUCAGCACUGCGGAGAGGAAGAGGCGCCCGCACGGCGACCGCAAGUCCAGCGAGAUGAGUCUGCACCUCAAACAGACCUUCGAAGCCGCCGUGCUCACUCAGCUCUACCCGCGUUCCCAGAUCGACAUCUAUGUUAAAAUCCUCCAGUCGGACGGUGGGAACUACAGUGCGUGUGUGAACGCUGCAACUCUGGCCCUGGUGGACGCAGGAAUCCCCAUGCGGGACUACGUGUGCGCCUGCACUGCGGGCUUCGUGGAGGACACGCCGCUGGCGGACCUGUGCCACGCGGAGGAGAGUGGGGGCGGCACCACUCUGGCCCUGGCACUGCUGCCCCGCAGCGAGAACAUCGCCCUCGUGCAGAUGGACGCACGGCUCCACCAGGACCACUUGGACACGCUGAUGGAGGCGGCAAUGACGGCCUGUAAAGGUCUCAGUAAAGUACUGGACAGCGUGGUGCGCCAGCAUCUGCAGGAAGUGUCUGUGCUGACCAGAGAAUGAAGAGCUGUGUCUGGUUCACCUGUAUGUCAACAGAAGUUUGCAGUUAAAGUGGAAAAAUAUUUUCUCAAUUCUCUUUUUUUUUUUUAAAAUAA
Colossoma macropomum (tambaqui) is the source of this 1370-nucleotide messenger RNA. RefSeq names its product exosome component 4 (gene exosc4). The transcript has 3 exons. Gene Ontology annotation, cellular component: cytoplasmic exosome (RNase complex); nucleolus; nuclear exosome (RNase complex). The record is from RefSeq and is a predicted model, not a curated record. NCBI's taxonomy places the organism in Eukaryota, Metazoa, Chordata, Actinopteri, Characiformes, Serrasalmidae. Gene Ontology annotation, biological process: nuclear mRNA surveillance; rRNA catabolic process; poly(A)-dependent snoRNA 3'-end processing. Bases 541 to 1278 code for a protein of 245 amino acids.